Molecule: messenger RNA, 2320 nt
Organism: Acaulospora colombiana
Lineage: Eukaryota; Fungi; Glomeromycota; Glomeromycetes; Diversisporales; Acaulosporaceae
Source: the annotation of a GenBank genome assembly
AGCACGAUGUCAGACACAUCACUCGAACAUUUAUUCAACGCGGCCAAACUAUCUGUUUCAACACCGGAAAAUCCUCCAGAUGCUGAUGGAAGGCCUCCCGCCGCUUUGGUGACCUUUCUUACCUUCUUACAAGUGGCUCUGGAGGCAUCUUAUAUAUCACCUGCCCCUGAUCCACUACCAGCUGGUUCAGAACAUUCCUCUACACAGUUACUUGGGCCACCACCUCCUGGUCGCCCAGGAGCAAAACCUCGCCCUGGGAGUUCUCUUAAGCCUCGUCCACCCCCUCUUCAACCCCCACAAACACCUAAUCCUACCCCCCAGAGCGCGGAAUCAGACAAGCAAUAUGCAAUAGCUGAAGGCAUUCAGCUAAAUGCGUUCAUAUGGGGGGAAUCCAUGAACAAAGAAACGAGGAAAGACGAAUUUGCCUUGGUCUGGGAUGAGAGCACAAGAGAGUGGGUUGCUGUCUACAGAAUGGAUACGACCAUAGACAAACCUCUAGUAAUAACACCGGCAAGGCGCCCGAUAUUUGAUCUAAUCCAGGGGGAGAGCGACUCUCUAGCUCCGGCUCAUCAAACUAGCCGAGCGCCCACUCCGUUCGAAUCCGAUUCGUGGGGGUUGGAAGAGAUCAAUCUUUUAGAUGGCCUUUCAAGUGGGACCACAUUCCCGAGAGCAGAGGGCACUAGUCCUUUGCCAUCAUCACCCACUACUGCGAGAACAUCGAGGCCGAUAUUACGAAAAGCUUUCCGCAAAACACUUAGCACUUGUAAUGGAUUUCAUGUUCGCAUGAGGACCAUCUAUGUGCCCUAUGUGCUUAUCCCAGGGGUAGGAGAUGAUGAGGAGGAACGAAGGGAAGCGGGCAGUGAAGAGCGAAGUGUUGUGCUUUGUGUCGAAAUCGAGAACACUGGAGAAUCUUUGAAGGACUUCGAAGUGAGCGCUGUGAAGGUGGCAGUCAGUGGUGAAGGAGCUUCUUCACGCUUGAUCAGCUGGGGAGAAAGCCAAGCCAAAAUGGAUCCAGAAAGUGUCUUCCCACUGCGACUUCGGCCGAUAGAACAGUACAACUUGCUCUAUUCGGUCACUUUUUUGCAUCCUACGAAUGUCGAAGAUCAGGUUAUAUCCCGUAAAAUGGGACAAGCACCACAAAUGCUGCCGCCUUCGAGCGACCUGCAACGAUCCGUAUCUAUUGUGAUUAGUGGACGACCGUGCGAAGUGCUAGAUGGGGAAGUUAAGUAUGUAAUCGACACCUUCAAUUCCAAAUGGAAUUGCGUACUUAACUUGUCACCUCACCAACAACCGGAUAUGGGCGACUAUCAACUCAAUGAACCCCUUUCCGUUGGUGAUGCCCUACCAACACCAGCCUCCCCCUUUCCAGUAUCAACGCCGCGUAUACAGACCGAAUUUGAACGUAAUCAUCCUAUCUCAACCUCGAGGUCGCCUACAAUUGGAGGAAGUAAGCGACAUACAGUAACGGGUCUCAGUGGCCGUAGAAAUACCAUUCCAUCACCCAUCAAGGUUCGGUUUUCUCUUCCCGUAGGAAUUACAGCAACUUCGACCCCUUCCACCUCUGGUAUGAAGCCAGGUAUUCCUGCACCUCCCCUGUCAUCGGUACCGAGCACUCCAAGCACGGCUAAUCCGUACUUGAAUAUCCCCGCAACUCCUGCAUAUCCCGCUUGGUCUCCAGAUGCUCAAAGUGUCCCACCAACCCCUUACCAAUCAGCUCCAUUCAUAGGACAAAUAGGAAAUGCAGUAGGGAAGCUGGUGGAGCCUCAUCGCGAUCGACGGAUGGGACUAAAUGGUGCCUUAUUACCAUCUACUCCUGGCCCAGCCGCGUUUAUUCCUACGAUAUCCGAGCGAAUCACGAAUCUGGAACCUUACUCGGAACCUGUAGUUGUUUCUGUCGCUCUUUUGAGUCCAAUACAAGCUACUGGGUCUCUAGAGGUUCAAAAACGAACACAGAAACGAGAUUGGAUUUAUCCUUUGGAUAUAUUUGCUCUGGAAAUAUUCGUUUUCAACCAAAGCCCCGUUACCAGGCGCUUUGAAGUCUCUUUACCAGACAGAAAAAGGCAUAGAAAACAGCUCUUGGAAGACAAACGGCGCAGCGCUAUGCAAGAGCAAGCACCAUCGAAUUUUUGCCUGCUUUCGGUGUUCAUUGCUCUGAUGGCCUUUAGACCACUGCGUCCGGAGACUUGCCAGUCCGUUCGCAUGCAAUUCAUCGCUCUUAGACCUGGCUUGCAUUCUGUGGACACUUUAACUAUUACAGACACAGAAGCCGAGUUUUCCCUUAACUUAAGGUAUAGUCUGGCCUCCACGCGACCCUACCUCA